AGCUCACAGUACACAGAAAGUGUGGAGGCUUGCAGAUGUUCUACCUUUGACUUGAGGAUGCAAUAUUUUGUGGGAUUUGUGAGCAUCUUGUUGUUAUUCCCACAGAGAUCUCGUAAUGAAGCCCUGUGUCCAAAGAGAUGUGUUUGUGACAGUACAAAAUCAGUUCAGUGCUACAGUAUUUCUGCGGUACCACUGGGGAUACCACUGGAUGUGCGAAAACUGAAUCUAGGCCAUAACAACAUUAAGGAAUUAAAGAAAUCUGGGUAUGCUGGCCUGGAAGCACUUGAAGAAAUAAUUUUAUCCUCAUGUGGAAUAGAAGCAAUUGAGAGCAACACCUUUAAAUCCCAAUGUAAUCUAAAGGUACUGGAUCUAGUGAAGAAUAAAUUAAAGCAUGUUCCUCGAGCCCUUCCACAAAGCCUUGAAAUCCUAAAACUAGGGAACAACAGAAUCCAAGUCUUACAUGAUUCUCAUUUAGAAGGACUAAAAAAGCUCAGAGUUCUUGACCUACAAAACAAUCUUCUUUCUAUUAUAAGACCCAGCUCUCUUUCAUCUCUUGUCAGACUUGAAGUCCUUUAUCUGAAUGGCAAUAACAUAGAGUCCAUAUCUGGUCCCUUCAGGCUACCUCGGCUUAGCAGGCUGAACCUUGAAAAUAACAAGUUGUCUUUUAUUCAAUCAAAUGCCUUUAACUUUUUACAUACCAUUCAAGUGUUAAGUCUGUCUGGAAACCAGCUGGUCAAAGUUCCACAAGAUCUCCCUCCAACACUUUUGUCAUUGAAUUUGGAUCAAAAUCAGAUCAGGGGGUUAAAGGGUAGAGAUAUCAAUCAUUUGAAAAUGCUCUCUCAUCUGUCUCUUUCUUACAACAGACUGUCAUCCAUUGAGUGUGACCUUUCUCUGCCAAACCUCACUAUCCUGCAGCUUUCAGGAAACCAAAUCAAAAUUAUACCCUGCAAGCUUCCUGCUGGACUUGAAAAGCUUGAUUGCAGUCAUAAUCUUAUUCAGGAAGUAACCAUUUCAGGACUCUCAGGCCUCGGGCAGCUGAAACAUCUCUUCCUGGAGAAUAAUGUCAUUCAUCAUAUUGAAGCUGGAGCUCUUAAAAAUUGUGUGAAAUUGACAGAUUUGGCGCUAGAACAGAAUCGACUUACAGCUAUUCCUCUUGGGCUUCCCGAGACACUUGUUAGAUUGGAUCUGAAAGGAAAUAACAUUGCAUUUAUCUCAGAGGAAGAGGUGAAGAAUCUCCAGAAGCUGCAGAUGUUGAAUUUGCGAAAUAACAGCCUGUCAUCUCUAAGCAAAGCAGCCGUGGACCUGCUGUCUAGAUUACGAAGGGUCUACCUAGAUGGCAAUCCAUGGAACUGCAGUUGUGACCUCCUGAAAGUUGAAAGAUUGUUGUUAGCUAGGCAAGUUGAAAUACCCAGUGGGCUGUGCAGUGAGGCCAGCCGAAGUCAACAAGAAUACAAGAAGAUUUCUGUAACACCCUUGACUGGGUGCCAAGACGACAUGGAAAAAACAGCCGAAGGCGGUAAAGACGAGAGAAAGAUGGAUAAAGAUAAUGAACCGAUAGAAACAGAGGAUUACUAUGAUUAUGAUUGACCGUGAGCACAAAUGAGUUCCCAUAUGACAUUAACAGAUAAGCUUUUCAGAUGACCUCUGAUACUUUAAGCUGGUAAUUCUGGCUGACAGACCAUGACUAUAUAAUUUACUGUAAGGGAAUGGUGCAUGUGUAUUUAUUGUCUUUAUCAAAUAAAAAACUAAUUGUUCCUUUCCUUGUUUUUAAGAAAUAUAGAGAGAGGUAAACACCAUCAAUUGUACCACAAUGAAAGAUUUGUGUAAUUUAUGAAUGCAUCGGUACAGCAAAAUGAACAUAAUAAUUAAAAAGAUACUAUAAAUGCAGGAAACAUAAUCUCCUACAAAAUAUUAUUUAUGUUUUUGUUCUAGUAUUAAGUCAUAUUCAGAGAAAGGUUAAUCUUCAGAAAUUCCAUCUUUACAAGUCCACCUUGUUAAUUAGAUCUGCAAAAAUAAAAUAUUUUGCCUUUUUCAUAGUGGCUUAGGUACAAAGUCGUAAAUAAUGUUUCAUUAGAGUGGCAGAAUGUGAUUGUGAAUGUGAGUGCUGGUCUCUCUUCCUUAUUUUAUUUAUAGUCAAAAUAUGCAGAUACAUCUGACAUACAGUAUAUUUAAAAUGUGGUGGAGAAUAUUUAUGCAACACAGCAAGUGUUGCUGAUGCUGUGCUCCUUAAAUGGUACAAUUUUCAGACUAGUGUAAAAUACAGUGUAUUAAAUAAAAUAUUUAAUAAUGUCAUAUAAAACACCCAAUAAUUGAAAUCCUCACUGUCACCCUGACGUAAAUUAAGAUGAGAUAAGAUAUUUAAAAUUGAUGUUAUUUACUAUAUUAUAAAGUAAUAUCGUAAACUGGUAUGGUGCUGCAUCCCUCAAGUAAAUGACGGAUGAAAUCACAAUAGUAUGUAUUUAACUAGUUUUUGCAACACCAACAAUAAAAGACGAUGUUUCAGUUUACUUUCCUUUUUUGUUAAUUUUUUGUCUUGGAGGGAACAGGGAUGCAGUGUUUAGUACUUCUGACUGAUAGCUACAAGACACAAAACUUAAAUUCAGCCAGGUUUUUUCUUAUUUGCAGUUAACUGCAGUAUGUAUGUUCUCCCUGUAUUUAUGUGGGUUUUUCUCCAGGUACUCUCAUUUUCCUCCCAUAUUUCAAAGACAUACUCAUUAGCAUAAUUGGUUGCUCUAUACUGGUCCUGUAUAAGCAGAUAUGAUGGUCUGGUGUUCAUGGAUGUUUCCUGCCUUUCACCUUAUGCUGUUAGGCUAGGCUCAGGCUUCCUUGACGCUGAUAUGAAUUAAGUAGGGUUGAUAAUGUAUGAAUUUAGCAUUUACUAUUGUAAUGUUGAUUCAAUACGAACAAUUAUCAAUGAAAACAAUUUUGGAAGUAAAGGUAUUGUUUUUGGUGAAAAGCUUUCUGUUGGCUUAGGAAAAAACUACAAAAUUCUUGUUGAUAAGUCUGACAGCCAGAGAGAAGCAUGUGGUGAUAGUAAUGGUGAAUAUCAUUAAGGUAGAGCAGAAGGAACAGCACUGCUGGAGAAAGUACUGUAUGUUCCUGUAGGGACACUUGGCAGGCACAGCAGCCUGAGAUAGAGAAGUUUGAUUUGGG
Messenger RNA from Erpetoichthys calabaricus (reedfish), 3153 nucleotides. RefSeq names its product nephrocan-like. Gene Ontology annotation, cellular component: plasma membrane. The transcript is spliced from 3 exons. The record is from RefSeq and is a predicted model, not a curated record. Lineage: Eukaryota; Metazoa; Chordata; Cladistia; Polypteriformes; Polypteridae. Gene Ontology annotation, molecular function: protein binding. The coding region runs from base 58 to 1587 and encodes 509 amino acids.